CCUCCGGCCUGUGAUUAUUUGAAAAAGCUGCAUGCUAGUAUUAAUGAAUAAACAGUAGGCUAACGUGCUAGCCGGAGCCUGUUGGCGACGAGUGCCAGCGGCGGAUGGACGGAGCCAGUCUCCGCUGAUGGUGGUUCAGUUUCAGAUAGCUGGUCGGUUAGCCGGUUAGCUUUCACUGACUGUCUUUGUGGAGGGGACAACACAAGCAGCAGACGUUAGCUGCGUUCCCGAGCAUCUCGGUUAGAUUAGCGUUACUGCACAAACAAGAUCAAUACAGAGGAAAUAUUAAUCCAGCUGCUGACAUGUUUUGAUCUGUGGAGCCCACAGAGCUCUCUUACUCGAUUCAACAGCCAGGAUCUAGCUAGCUGGAGCUAGCAGGCAGCUCACAGUGAUGUGUCAGUGUUUGUGUUUUUAUGGCAUCACCUCACGAGCUUCAGCAGUAUUUGAGCGUCAGUUAUCUUAGUAAGCUGUCCUCCAUGGGAUCCCCGAGGCGGGUUGAAGAAAAGGCUGACGUGAUGACGUUACCGGGAGAAGCGGCUCUCCUGCGGGCUGACAGCUGAUGGAGAGAGGGACUCCUGCUCCUCCUCUCACACACACAGCCGGGGUCGUAUGAGGAGGACGCGGAAUCCAGAAAUGAAACACUGAACUGGACUGAAACGUUACUUGCAUCAACUGGAAGUACUGGGACGUGUUGAACACAAUGGGUGCAUUGCGUGUUGACGAGUUUACAACAAAAAGCGUUUGUCAGCUGACAUAAAAUACUGAAUCUGCCACAGUGGAUGUUAAAUAAUUUCCGGUACUCUCAUCUUUUGCCUUGUCAGUGAAACAGCAUCAACAAGGCAGCUCACUGAUCAAACGCAUCAACAUGACUUGAAUGAGUGCCUUUAUUGUGUAUGCAGCCCAUUCGGCUACAUGAUAUAUUCAAUCCAGCAAUGAAGAAGUCCACAGCUUUGUGACCUCGUUUGUGCUUUUUGGAGAAGUUUUCACUGAUCACCUUUUAAUCAGUAUUGCAAAUCCGCGAGAUAGCCGAGAGAAAGCGCAAGUACUAUGCACCGUUGUCGCUGUCUCACAUCCGACACCGAACCAGUAACCUCAGCAGAGAAGAGGAGCUCAUAACGGUACCGACACCUCCAAAGAACCCUCGAUCUCCCUAAACGUAUUUUUUUUUUUUUUUUUUUUUUUUUUUUAAUCCACGGGGGGUUUAGAGAGCUGCAGGGAUGUUCGCCGCUGUGGAGCAUGGCCCGGUUCUCUGUAGCGACUCCAACAUCCUGUGCCUGUCCUGGAAAGGCCGGGUGCCGAAGAGCGAGAAGGAGAAGCCGGUGUGCAGGAAGCGCUACUAUGAGGAGGGCUGGCUCGCUACCGGGAACGGUCGAGGAGUUGUCGGGGUCACGUUUACGUCCAGCCACUGUAGACGGGAUCGGCCCACCCCGCAGAGAGUAAAUUUCAACCUCAGAGGGCACAACAGCGAGUGGGUGGAGCUGUUGGUCAGAUGGAGCAAGGUGCUGUGUCAGCAUUCCAUAAGGCAGCUGAGGGGAGAGUGGAUGAAUCCCCAUAGAGAGUGACUGAAGCGCAGCAGAAAUGUCAUUUAACUCUGCCCACUUGAAUGUGAUCCAAGUAGUGAAUUUUCCCUUUUGGUGCAUGCGGUGUGAAGGACAUUAAACCUAUGUAACUCUAAUUUACCCACUCUUUUCAUAUGUGAAUUUGACUUUAUCCACCUAUUUAGUG
Micropterus dolomieu (smallmouth bass) is the source of this 1725-nucleotide messenger RNA. RefSeq names its product TUB like protein 4a (gene tulp4a). The record is from RefSeq and is a predicted model, not a curated record. The transcript has 3 exons. The coding region runs from base 1218 to 1562 and encodes 114 amino acids. NCBI's taxonomy places the organism in Eukaryota, Metazoa, Chordata, Actinopteri, Centrarchiformes, Centrarchidae.